UGGCGGAUUUCUUGGUGUUUCUGGGCAGGAUGUUGGGACUGGUGAAGAAGAUUUCCAUGCUUCAGUGCGUGAUGGUAUUUGUGGCUGUGUUGGCAAUUUGGAGGCCUGUUUGGCUGAAGGAUUUCUGCAAGGAACACAUUGUGUCACACUUGUUUGCCAAAUCUCUGGUCAAGAGCGCUCCAGGUGAGACGCUCUUCACUGUCGAGGAGCUGAGCAAGUACACAGGGGCGAAUGGCAGCAAGGGGCUCUACAUUGCCAUCAUGGGGACGGUGUACGAUGUGGAGAAAGGCAGGAAGCAUUACGGCCCAGGAGGAACAUAUCACUUUUUCGCAGGACGCGAUGCCACGACUUCAUUCAUCACCGGGGAGUUUGAGCAGGUGUCUGAAGAUUUGGAUGACGUGCUACAAUUGGCCCCUCGGGACCUUCUUUCUGUGAUCCAGUGGAAGGAGUUCUACGACAAGGAGUACAAACGGAUGGGAAAACUCGUCGGGAGAUUUUACGAUAGUGGAGGCGGUCGGACUAAAUAUUUCGGCUAUGUAGAGGCGAAAAUCCAGGAAGCCAGAGAAGAGCAAAAGUCGAGUGAACGCAUCAAGGAGGAGUUUCCGCCGUGCAACACCGAGUGGAGUGCUGAUGCGGGCACGACGUUCUGGUGCACGAGCAGGAGUGGUGGCAAGGAGAGGAACUGGGUCGGUGUGCCCCGUAAGUACUUCGAAGUGGGGCGUUCAGACUACAGAUGUGCCUGUGUCCAUCCGGACCGCCUGGAUUCGCCCCAACUUAAGGAGUUUCCUGACUGUGAUCCAACAGCCGAGAAAUGUGUCUACAAAUUUGAUGAGGCCACGGGAUCAAAUUAG
This is a messenger RNA of Phlebotomus argentipes, 851 nucleotides long. Its product is annotated as neuferricin. The transcript is spliced from 2 exons. Gene Ontology annotation, cellular component: membrane; endomembrane system. Lineage: Eukaryota; Metazoa; Arthropoda; Insecta; Diptera; Psychodidae. The record is from RefSeq and is a predicted model, not a curated record. The coding region runs from base 30 to 851 and encodes 273 amino acids.